Molecule: messenger RNA, 2386 nt
Organism: Haliotis rufescens (red abalone)
Lineage: Eukaryota; Metazoa; Mollusca; Gastropoda; Lepetellida; Haliotidae
Product: nucleolar protein 9-like
Exons: 11
Coding region: 91-2313 (740 amino acids)
Biological process (GO): endonucleolytic cleavage in 5'-ETS of tricistronic rRNA transcript (SSU-rRNA, 5.8S rRNA, LSU-rRNA); endonucleolytic cleavage in ITS1 to separate SSU-rRNA from 5.8S rRNA and LSU-rRNA from tricistronic rRNA transcript (SSU-rRNA, 5.8S rRNA, LSU-rRNA); ribosomal small subunit export from nucleus
Cellular component (GO): 90S preribosome; preribosome, small subunit precursor; nucleolus
Molecular function (GO): RNA binding
Source: RefSeq, a predicted model, not a curated record
UGCUGUAAACUUCCGGUUUUUCUCCGCACGUGUAGUGUUUAAGUGUCUAGACCGUGAAUUAUUGUUCUAAGUUUUCGAUACCAAUGUACAAUGAAUCCUAGGAAGCCGAACGAAAAUAAGACAAGGAAGAACAAGCUUGGCUUUCUCAAUGACCACACCUUAGAUUACUACCGAAGAGUAUUUGAAACGCUGACAGAUAUCGAUGGAGAAGAGAAAGAUCUGUUCCUCAACAAUGUCUUCACUCAAAUGGAAUCUGAAGCCAUUAAAGUGUCCCAGAAUCAAACAGUCAGUCGGUUUAUUGAGCGAUUUUUAGAGAAUGCUCAACCACACCACAUCACACAGCUACUGUUGGCAUUCAGCGAGGACUGGGGCACCGUGUCAACAGAUAGGUUUGCCAGCCAUGUGUUUCAGAAUAUUAUUGCUCUGUCUCCAAAAUGUAUCCAACAAGGGGGAGACAACUCUGACAUUAAUGAGGAGAAAUCGGUUAAGGACUUGUUGUUGGAGUUUUGUGAAUAUUCAAGUGAGAACCUUGAGACAAUGCUGACUGAUACCUAUGCCAGCCAUAUUUUACGAGUGUUGCUAGAAGUGUUGGGAGGUGUGGACGUCUCGACGGAUAUCAUCAGAAGUCGGAUGUCUCAAGCUCAGGCAAAAGAUGAAAAAGUGUGGCCAAAGAAAAACAAUCCCCCUGAAGAAUAUGGCCCAUGGUUUAAGAAGAUUGUCAAGAAAGUGUUCUCGCUUUGUGACUAUUCAGGUCACCUGAUGGAUGCCAGUUCUAGUCCUGUGUUCCAGACCAUCCUGCUCAUUUUAAAGCAGCGAGACCCUGAGUCCUGUCGCAAAUAUGUCAAGAGGAUUCUGAAGAAGAGUGGGCUGACCCAGCCAAAAGAGGAGGAAGAAAGUGGGAAGGAAGGAGAGGACACUGAAGUCAUGUUACCUGUGUUAGUGCGGAAUGAAGUGGGGUCCUACUUGGUACAACAGAUUGUGGCUGUGAGUCUUGGGGACGAAGGUCAGAGCAAGGUGUUCAAGGCCAUAUUCAAGGGGAGACUACUCAACUAUGCUGUUGACAGAGCAGCCAACUACAUUCUGCAGACACUGAUUGACCGGGUCACAGACAAAGAACUGUUUGAGGAGAUCUUUGACGAGCUGACGCAAUAUGUGGAAGACAUCCUGGCAAUACACCAUGUUGGGCUCCUGUCCAAGCUUGCAUCAGGCUGUGAGAGAAAUCACACACGACAAGAUAAAUUUGUCAGGAGGUUGAUGGAGGCCUUCCACUGUGAUGCCCCUGACAGCCGACAUACCGCCCUGGCUCCCCUGCUUCUGUCUCUGUCAACGUACGAGGUGUUUUAUAAAACAGAGGAGUCUGACAAUGACCAGGCAGAGAAAACCUCCCUCUCGGCAGCCACCCCCCAACAGCUCACCACCAUCAACUAUCACGGCUCUGUCCUCAUGCAGAAUCUGCUUAGGUUUGGCAAGUCCAAACUGGUUGUGAGCAGUUUGUUGGAGCUGAAACCAGCUGAGCUGAAGUUGGUGGCAUGUGAUCGGUGUGGCAGUCAUGUCAUCGACGUGUUUUGGGAGAGUGAAACUGUUGGAGAGAAGAUGAGAGAUUUGCUGCUGCAGAAGUUUAAGGGUCUGUUCCUUGACAUCAGUUGUGACCGGAAUGGAAGCAGAACCCUGGAGUCCAUGUGGAAGAGCUGCUCUGCACAACAGAAGGUUGUGAUUGCGGAAGAGCUCUCCAGACAUGAAGAUAGACUCCACAGUAAUAAGUUCGGACAUUUCGUCCACCGGAACCUUGCCAUACCUCAGUUCAAGACUCAUCGCAAGCUGUGGAUGUCGCAGCAGGGAGUCACGGCAAAGAAGAGAAAACUCUUCAAAGACUUCUUUGACGAUUCCGGUCCUGCAUUCCCCAAGAAGCCCAGACCAGACAAGUCCGAACCAUGGAACAAGAUGUUGAGCCAGACCAGAGAUCCACCCAAAUUAUUCCAAACUGACAAGAAGGACUGGACCAACAAGAUGGCAGAUAAAAGUAAACAAAACAAAAAGCAAGCUGACAAGUCCCGAAAUAAAUGGUCUCCAGAUGAUGAGGAGCAGACGGUCACAAAACGAGAGGACUCUGACGACGAGGAUGCGUUGAAUCUUCUUGACACUCUGGUGAGAAAACAUGGCCUAGACGAAACAGAGGAAGAACCAGAGGAAGAACCAGAGGAAGAACCAGAGAAGAAGAAGAAGAAACAUAAACACAAAUCUGGAGAGAAAACUGGGCACGCUGAGAAUGUUGUAUCCAAGAAGGUUAAAAAACAAAAGGGGAUAAAUAAGUGAAAUUAUAGAGACCCUAAGAAUUGUUUGUAAAUAAUAUAUGUACAGGUCAAUAAAUAUUGUAUAUGUCUGCUCA